AUGUCUGCUCCGAACGGCGAGACGCGUGGGGCCGCGAGGGAAGAGGGUCCUGCGGCUGCCGGUCCUUUCAGCUUCAGCCCGGAGCCCACGCUCGAGGACAUCCGCCGCCUCCAUGCUGAAUUUGCUGCUGAAAGAGACUGGGAACAGUUCCACCAGCCUCGGAACCUUCUCCUGGCCCUGGUGGGUGAAGUAGGGGAGCUGGCAGAGCUCUUUCAGUGGAAGCCUGAUGGAGAGCCUGGUCCCAAAGCCUGGCCCCCCCAGGAUCGAGCGGCCCUUCAAGAGGAGCUUAGUGAUGUCCUCAUUUACCUGGUGGCACUAGCAGCCCGCUGUCAUGUGGAUCUGCCCCAAGCCGUGCUCGCCAAGAUGGACCUCAACCGAAAGCGUUACCCAGCACAUCUGUCCCGAGGCUCUGCCCGCAAGUACACAGACUUACCCCAUGGGGCCACCUCUGAAGACCGGACUGUGGAGCCCGAACACCAGGCAUCCAUCUAGAACAUGGGCGUAGGCCCUCCAAUUAAAACAUGGUAUCUAAGGAGCAGAGGAUACCUGGCCAUGGAACUUUCUAGUCCUGAGUCCUGAGGCCCAAAAACUUUCUAGAAGUUAAUAAGUUUCUUUU
This is a messenger RNA of Suncus etruscus (white-toothed pygmy shrew), 616 nucleotides long. RefSeq names its product dCTP pyrophosphatase 1 (gene DCTPP1). The transcript is spliced from 3 exons. The record is from RefSeq and is a predicted model, not a curated record. Bases 1 to 492 code for a protein of 163 amino acids. Gene Ontology annotation, biological process: nucleoside triphosphate catabolic process. Gene Ontology annotation, molecular function: nucleoside triphosphate diphosphatase activity. Lineage: Eukaryota; Metazoa; Chordata; Mammalia; Eulipotyphla; Soricidae.